Molecule: messenger RNA, 1368 nt
Organism: Saprolegnia parasitica CBS 223.65
Lineage: Eukaryota; Oomycota; Saprolegniomycetes; Saprolegniales; Saprolegniaceae
Exons: 2
Coding region: 1-1368 (455 amino acids)
Source: RefSeq, a predicted model, not a curated record
AUGCAACUCGCCUACCUCCUCGCUUGCCUCGCGGCACCGGUCGCCAUUUACGCGCAGCCCGACGCCGGCGACAUGGCGUCGACGCUUCGUCUCGUCGAUGGCAACAUUGCGCAGCUCAUUGCGGACAUGCAGACGAUCGCCAAGGACGGUCUCAACGAAACGCUGCGCGACAGCAUCAAGUUCAACCUCGAACAAGCCAACGCGCUUGCGCUCCACAACCUCAACGGUAGUGAAGUGAUGCUCCAGGACGUCGCGCGGGCCACCAAGCCGUCCAAGCUUGAAGCGUUCGACCCGGCUCAGGGCAUGGAUAUUGCCAACGGCGUCCAGCAAGCGGUCCAGCAAGUGCUUUCGCUUUUGGACCCGAACCCCAAGGUGUGCAUGCGCAAGCCUGUCGGGCGUGGUGUCGGCACGGUGCUCGCGAACCAAUGUCUUGCGGGCGAAGAGCCGUGGGGCGCGCUCUGCUACCCAAAGUGCAAAGACGGCUACGAGAACGUGGGUUGCUGCAUCUGCCGCAAGAAGGGCUGCGGCGGCGUUCAAGGCGUCACCGACAUUGGUAUGUCGUGCACCAAGCCCAAGGCGUACGGCCGCGGCUCGGGCUACGCGCUCUGGAAUCAAGACAAGUGCAACCGUGAAAACAAGCAAGGCUGCGAGAAGAACGGCCUCAUGUGGUACCCCAAGUGUGAGAAGGGCUACCAUGCGUUUGGCUGCUGCAUCUGCACCCCCGACUGCCCCGCCGGCUCGCACGACGACGGCGCGUUCUGCCGCAAGGACCAUAUGGUCGGCCUUGAACAAAGCGGCUUGCUUUGCUAUCCCAAGUGCGACGAGGGCUACAUGGGUCUUGGCCCGCUCUGCUGGCCCAAGUGCACGGGCGAGACGCCGUUCCGGUGCGGCCUCUUUUGCGCGUCGUCGAGCGCAACCUGUGCGUCGAGUACGGUCGAGAUCGUCGGCGCCGCCGUCAAGGUGGCACUGAGCAUUGCGAGCGAAGACGUCAUCGGUGCAAUUGCUACGACGGUGCAAGUCGGGAAGAAGCUCAUCUUUAUGGACAAGUGCCCGUCGCCGUCGCCGUUUACAGGUACCCCGACGACGUCGCCGAUGACGUCCUCACCGACCGCUGCACCGACGACGGCCGCUAUUACCACGACAUCGUCUCCGACAACGGCCGUUGCCACGACACCUGCUGCGACGACGGCUGCACCCACGACACCUGUUGUGACGACGACUGCACCCACGACACCUGUUGCGACGACGACUGCGCCCGUGACGCCGGCGGCGACGACACCGGCGCCAUCGAGCACGGACGCGCCGUACCCUGCGUACACAGACGCGCCGUACCCCGCGUACACGGACGCGCCGUACCCCGCGUAUUAA